Molecule: messenger RNA, 735 nt
Organism: Bombina bombina (fire-bellied toad)
Lineage: Eukaryota; Metazoa; Chordata; Amphibia; Anura; Bombinatoridae
Gene: LSM3
Product: LSM3 homolog, U6 small nuclear RNA and mRNA degradation associated
Exons: 4
Coding region: 108-416 (102 amino acids)
Biological process (GO): mRNA splicing, via spliceosome; P-body assembly
Cellular component (GO): catalytic step 2 spliceosome; Lsm1-7-Pat1 complex; P-body
Molecular function (GO): RNA binding
Source: RefSeq, a predicted model, not a curated record
AACAAAUACUUAUUGUUAAUAAAGUUAUUUCAAUAAAAAACCGGAAACAUUAAACUCGCUACGCUGGUUACCCGGGUGAUCUGCCACUUCCGGUGCGCGGGAUAAAGAUGGCGGAUGAUGUGGAGCAGCAACAAACCACAAACACUGUGGAGGAGCCUCUGGACCUCAUCAGGCUGAGCUUGGACGAGAGGAUCUAUGUGAAGAUGAGGAACGACCGAGAGCUGCGCGGGAGGCUGCAUGCGUACGAUCAGCACUUAAACAUGAUUCUAGGAGAUGUUGAGGAGACUGUGACGACCAUAGAGAUUGAUGAGGAAACCUAUGAAGAGAUCUACAAGUCUACGAAGCGCAACAUCCCUAUGCUUUUCGUACGCGGUGAUGGGGUUGUCCUUGUCGCUCCUCCAUUACGAGUUGGCUGAUAGAAUUUGAACCAACCUGAGGGUUUUCACUCCUGCGAUGUCAAGUUCCUGGAUGUUUCUUGGUCAGAAGCCAACUGUUUAGUUUUUUUGUUAAAUGACAGAAUGUUUUUUACUUUCGAUCUCAUGGCAGCUGCCAUCUUGUUAUUUUACAGUUUGGAACAUCUGACAGCGUUUGUUUCACAUACAAGGUUAAUGAUACAGGUUUUACUGUACAUGACACAAUUUAUGUUUAUUAGCAGUGUCAAUCUGUGCUUGUUUUUGUAUUUUAAUUAACAUGUGAAACACUUUGGUUAAUAAACCUUCUUGCUUUUUAUUACUA